AUGAUAUCCAUGAAGGCACCAGCCUCGAGGAAGAGCGAGAUGGGUACGGUGUGUAUCUUUGGGACAGGAGACUUUGGCCGCUCUUUGGGGAUGCGUCUUCUCCAGUCUGGUUACAGAGUUGUGUUCGGCUCCCGAGUCCCAAAGAGUUCCACUUUGCUGCCCCAAGGUUCAGAGGUCAUGACCCAUGCAGAAGCCGCUAAAGAAGCGCAGGUCAUUUUUGUGACGGUGCAACGGGAGCACUAUGACUUCUUGACCUCUCUGACCCCCAUUCUUCAAGGGAAGGUGCUGGUGGACGUCAGUAACAACCUGAAGAAAGGUCUUUACCCACAAUCCAAUGCUGAAUACCUGAGUAGUCUGGUACCCGGAGCAGCUGUGGUCAAAGCAUUCAACACCAUUUCAGCCUGGGCACUGCAGUCAGGGGGACUGGAUGCCAACAGACAGGUCUAUGUGUGUGGAGAUCAGCCUGAGGCGAAACAGGCAGUGGUGGACGUCGCCCACAGUCUGGGUUUGACUGCCCUGGACAGGGGCUCCCUACGAGCGGCCGGAGAAGUGGAGGAUAUUCCCCUGGAGCUCUUCCCACUCUGGAGACUUCCUCUAGGCAUCGCCACAGGCCUGACUGCCUUCUUCUUCUUCUACCUUCUCAUACGCGACGUCAUCUACGCACGAGUCGAAAAAGGAACAGACAUCUCCUACCGUAUCAUCAUCUCCCUGGCCAAUAAAGUCUUCCCCAUCGUCUCCUUGGUGAUGCUGUCGCUAUGCUACCUGCCGGGUGUCAUCGCGGCGUUCGUGCAGCUUUACAACGGCACCAAAUACCGCCGCUUCCCUGAUUGGUUGGAUCGCUGGAUGCGGUGCAGGAAGCAGUUGGGUCUGUUGGCGUUGGGUUUCGCUGUUCUUCACGUUCUCUACACUUGUGUCAUCUCGAUCAGAUACAACGUUAAACAUCAGAACAACGCAGACCUUAUAGCACAAAUCAAAAACAAUGAAACAUCUGAACUGGACCUUACUGAGGCGUGGGGGACUGAUUCCUUCCUCACGCUCGGGAUUCUGGGAUUUGCCCUCUACCUUUUGUUGGGAAUAACAUCCAUCCCGUCUGUUGGCAGUAGCCUGAACUGGAGGGAAUUCCGCUUUGUCCAGUCCAAAUUGGGCCAUUUGACAUUGCUGGUUUGCACAGCGCAUGGUCUGCUAUAUGGAUGGAAUAAGUUCCUGAAAGUUUCCACGUACAAGUGGUACACCCCUCCCGGCUUCAUGCUGUGUCUGGUGAUACCAUGUUCUGUUCUGGUUCUGAAGAUGAUCGUUAUCUUGCCAUGCGUGGACAGACCCCUCACCCGUAUACGGCAAGGCUGGGAGAGGAAGAGGAGGGUGGUCUCUCACGAAAAAGACAUUUUGGACUCUCAGUUUUGA
Molecule: messenger RNA, 1401 nt
Organism: Chanos chanos (milkfish)
Lineage: Eukaryota; Metazoa; Chordata; Actinopteri; Gonorynchiformes; Chanidae
Product: metalloreductase STEAP4
Exons: 4
Coding region: 1-1401 (466 amino acids)
Biological process (GO): copper ion import
Cellular component (GO): endosome; plasma membrane
Molecular function (GO): cupric reductase (NADH) activity; ferric-chelate reductase (NADPH) activity
Source: RefSeq, a predicted model, not a curated record